AGUUCCUGUCCGCCGUCGCAGGGCACUGGCCAGUCCGACCAGUCCUUGACUAGCUGUCAUCCACCGCAUUUACCGAAGAGCUGGCAGGAUCAAGAAGGCGCGCCUGCACGCACACGCGCCGGCCACCAGAGAAGUGGUCGUUCGGCUGAGGCCCCGGGACUUGAAGUCUACCCGGUCAGCCUCAGGUUCAUCUGUCUAAGCCUUCUUGGGCUGCAGCUCCAACUCGGACUCCGACCCCGCCUCCUUGCCCCGUUUAGAGGCGCCAUGCUAGAGAAAAUCCCACCGAACGCUGAGACUAGCAGGCUUCACUAUUGCGGCUGUCAUCGCCUGACGCGACUGGAGACCGCUAGGAGGCGCCGCUUCCGAGAACCGAGGCUCAGCUUCCGGGAGAUUGUGCGCCGACUUAAUCAUAGAGAAGCCAGCACCUCCUACUUCCGGCUUCCCAGGGCGCCCCGACGUUGUAAACGCAGUACUGAGCCCUUAGUUGCCGGACAAAGAGUGACGCCCCGAGCUGAAGUCAUGGCGGCGACGAGGCCGAGCUUGGCGACCACCGGGAGUCCUGCGGCUGCUCCGCCGGAACAGCAGGACGGAGCCGGCGCGAACUCAGACCCUGAGCCUAACUCUGCAGACCCUUCGACCCCAGAGGCCUGCUCGUCUACCCCCGAGCCCUGCAACCCCAACGCCGACAUUUCCGAAGCGAAUCUUACGCCCUCCGCGGCGGCUUCCGCGGUGCUAGAGCUGCCCCUUAGGCCCGCAGCCCUGGGCUCUGCGCCUCAGGCCCCUGCCGCCGCGCGCUCUCCGGCGGGCCCAAGCGGCUCGCGGCCAGGCCCUGAGACGUUCCGCCAGCGUUUCCGACAGUUCCGCUACCAGGACGCGGCCGGCCCCCGAGAAGCGUUCCGGCAGCUGCGGGAGCUCUCCCGCCAGUGGUUGCGGCCAGACAUCCGCACCAAAGAGCAGAUGGUGGAGAUGUUGGUACAGGAGCAGCUGCUGGCCAUCCUGCCAGAGGAAACACGGGCCCGGCGACUCCAGCGCCGUGCGGACGUGCGCAUCACUGGCUGAGCGGUGGAGAUGAGCCGAGCGCUCUUUGGACUGGGGCCCUGUUGGCUUUGGGACCGGAGCAUGGCACACCACCUCGUGUUAAUGAAAGAGUUUUGACAGCU
Molecule: messenger RNA, 1160 nt
Organism: Cavia porcellus (domestic guinea pig)
Lineage: Eukaryota; Metazoa; Chordata; Mammalia; Rodentia; Caviidae
Gene: Scand1
Product: SCAN domain containing 1
Exons: 2
Coding region: 265-1059 (264 amino acids)
Source: RefSeq, a predicted model, not a curated record